Messenger RNA from Leopardus geoffroyi (Geoffroy's cat), 936 nucleotides. Its product is annotated as olfactory receptor 10J4-like. Gene Ontology annotation, molecular function: olfactory receptor activity; G protein-coupled receptor activity. The transcript has a single exon. Bases 1 to 936 code for a protein of 311 amino acids. Gene Ontology annotation, cellular component: membrane. Gene Ontology annotation, biological process: G protein-coupled receptor signaling pathway. Lineage: Eukaryota; Metazoa; Chordata; Mammalia; Carnivora; Felidae. The record is from RefSeq and is a predicted model, not a curated record.
AUGCCAAGACUCAACUUGACCGCCGUGACAGAGUUCACCUUUGAAGGUUUUUCCGUUUUGGGGUGGCAGCACAGACUCAUUCUCUUUGUGGUCUUUCUGGUCUUGUACCUGUUGACCCUCGCCAGCAACGCCAUCAUCUUGACCGUUAUCCGCCUCGACCAUCAACUUCACACACCCAUGUACUUCUUCCUGAGCGUACUGUCCAUCUCUGAGACCUGUUAUACGGUGGCCAUCAUCCCCCGCAUGCUGUCCAGUCUCCUCAGCCCCCAAAGAGCCAUCUCCAUCCCACACUGUGCCACUCAGCUCUUCUUCUACCUCGCCUUCGGCAUCAACAACUGCUUCCUGCUCACGGCCAUGGGGUAUGACCGCUACGCGGCCAUCUGCAACCCCCUGCGGUAUUCAGUCGUCAUGGGCAAAAGGACUUGUCUACAAUUGGCGAGUGGCUCCUGGAGCAUUGGCCUGAGCACGGCCAUCAUUCAGGUGUCGUCCGUGUUCAGCCUGCCCUUCUGUGAUGCCAACGUCAUCUCCCACUUCUUCUGUGACAUCCGGCCCCUGAUGCAGCUGGCCUGUGCUGACACCACCAUCAGAGAACUCGUCACCUUGCUCAUCAGUCUGGGUGUCCUUGUUCUGCCCAUGGUGCUGAUCUUCAUCUCCUACGUCCCGAUUGUCUCCACCAUCCUCAAGAUCCCCUCCCCCCGGGGCCGGAAGAAGGCCUUUGCCACCUGCGCCUCCCACCUCACGGUGGUCGUCGUCCACUACGGCUGCGCCUCCGUCAUCUACCUAAAACCCAAGUCUCACAACUCCCUGAAGGACAGACUCAUCUCCGUGACCUACACGGUCAUCACACCCCUCCUCAACCCUGUUGUGUACAGCCUGAGGAACAAAGAAGUCAAGGACGCCUUGCUCAGAGCUUUGGGCAAAAAUCCUCUCCCUUAG